This is a messenger RNA of Labrus bergylta (ballan wrasse), 2150 nucleotides long. RefSeq names its product translocase of outer mitochondrial membrane 40 homolog (yeast) (gene tomm40). NCBI's taxonomy places the organism in Eukaryota, Metazoa, Chordata, Actinopteri, Labriformes, Labridae. Gene Ontology annotation, biological process: protein import into mitochondrial matrix. Gene Ontology annotation, molecular function: transmembrane protein transporter activity. The record is from RefSeq and is a predicted model, not a curated record. Gene Ontology annotation, cellular component: mitochondrial outer membrane; mitochondrial outer membrane translocase complex.
GCCAAUCCGCGGACGAGUUACAGGAACUAGGCGGGCGGAUGUCAACUACGAUCAACGACGUCGUGAACUUUACCGGUGUCUAACUAACCCUGGACCAAAUCGUCUCUUCUGUAACAGUCUCAGAGAAUGGGCAGUGUGUUGGCUGCCACCUCCCCCAGUCCUGCCCCAGCUGCGGCUGGAGGUAGUCAAGGGGUCCCGGGGCUGGUGUCUGUCCCUCCAGGCUUCACUAUGCCCGCAGUGUCUUCUGUCCCUCCGACAUCAGGAUCUGGACAGUCUGCAGAUGCAGAGUCCUCACUCCCAAACCCAGGAACCUAUGAGGAGUGCCACCGCAAAUGUAAAGAGGUGUACCCUCUGCAGAUGGAAGGGGUACGGUUAGUGGUCAACAAAGGCCUGAGCAACCACUUCCAGGUCAGCCAUACAGUCACACUAAGCACCCUGGCUGAAUCCGGUUAUAGAUUUGGUUCCACCUACGUGGGCAGUAAACAGACUGGACCAGCAGAGUCAUUCCCAGUCAUUGUUGGAGAUAUGGACAACACUGGCAGCUUGAAUGCGCAGAUCAUCCACCAGCUCACUUCUGCUGUGCGCUCCAAAAUAGCCAUCCAGACUCAGCAGCAAAAAUUUGUGAAUUGGCAGUGUGACCUGGAGUAUCGCGGCGAGGACUUCACUUCUGCUGUGACACUCGGCAAUCCAGAUGUACUUGUCGGCUCUGGCAUUUUGGUGGCCCAUUAUCUCCAGUCGAUCACACCAGGACUGGCUCUGGGUGGUGAAAUGGUGUACCAUAGGAGACCAGGGGAAGAAGGAGCUGUCACCUCCCUCCUGGGCAGGUACACAGGUGACAAUUAUGUUGCUACGUUGACUCUAGGAGGAGCAGGAGCUCAUGCUACAUACUAUCACAGAGCCAAUGAUCAGCUGCAGAUAGGUGUUGAAUUUGAAGCCAGCACACGGAUGCAAGAGACCACAACAUCCUUGGCUUACCAGCUGGACGUCCCCAAAGCUAACCUGCUUUUUAAAGGCACUGUUGACAGCAAUUGGGUGGUCGGGGCGACUCUGGAAAAGAAGUUAUUGCCGCUGCCUCUCACACUAGCCUUAGGGGCUUUCCUCAACCAUCGCAAACACAAGUUCCAGUGUGGCUUCGGUGUCACCAUCGGCUAGAUGUGCUGGGAGGGGGCUGCCUGGAGUGAGCUCGCAGGCCAAGCUUGGACCGGCACAGAGACACACAGGAACCUGGACUUUUUAUAAAUUGGACUCAGAGACUCUCUUUCAACUGUGAUUUCUGAGGCUGACAGAGAGACAAAGACGAAUACCCAAGGAGCCAGGACUGGCCAAGCCAUGCCUACAUUCUGUAGCACAAAUGUCUUUCCCUUAUGGUGUAUUUCAUAUACCCAGAGGCUAGAGAGGUGUAUGUCAGAGGGCAUCAGUGAUGCAUGAGAUCAUGUGAUGUGAAAAUCAAAGUAAGUGGUUAGAAAUAAUAUAUGGUGAUCAUGACUGAUGGGUUUAAAUAAAUGUCAUUACUUUUUGUAAAAGCUGGAUGUGGUGAUGUUUUCUAUUCCAGGAGUUAUGUGAUAUGAAUGUUAUUUAUAUGACUUCAGCUUAACCUUGUCAGGACUGUCAGGAUGGAUCCUUUAACACUAAGGAUCCAUCCUUCACAUUUAUUUAUGUGUAUCUCAAUCAUACAAGACCUCUGAGGAUGUACACUAACACUGAUUGGCUUAUACCGUGCAAAUAAUUAUAUCCAGGUCUAAUGACCACGUCAGGUUUUUUUUUUUUUAAUUCUUCAUUUAGAAAAUGUGUUUUAAUUAAUAUUUUUUAAAUGACUUGGUGGAUAAUGGUGAACAAGAGGAUUGCACUUGAUCACCAUUUUCAACAAAACAAAGGGACUGGAGUGUUGCAAGGUGAUUUUUCUUCAUACCAACAACAUGCAACAUUACUACAUUCUUGCUUGUGUCCUAUUUGCAGUGGUUUCCAUUCUUCAGUGUUGAGCAUGUUUCUGAAAACAAAUGUCAGAGGCAAGACUCGAGGCUAAAUGCACACACCCAUCACUUACACCUUGAUAAAAAUAAGUGGAAACAGAAGAACGCUAGUUCUUUGUUCACACAUAUUUAUGACGUUUGAACUGUGUUAAAUGCUUAAAGAUUCAUUUAAUAUACACA